Guillardia theta CCMP2712 is the source of this 1206-nucleotide messenger RNA. RefSeq lists its product as hypothetical. NCBI's taxonomy places the organism in Eukaryota, Cryptophyceae, Pyrenomonadales, Geminigeraceae. The record is from RefSeq and is a predicted model, not a curated record. The coding region runs from base 1 to 1206 and encodes 401 amino acids. The transcript has 3 exons.
AUGAGAGUCAGCUCCUCCUUCGCGCUAGCGUUGACUCUCUUGCUGGUACUUUCUCCAGCAACUGUCGCCUCAAGAGUUCUGCUGCAGGAAGGAGAGGAGGCGACUGGAGAGGCGGCGCCGGCAGCUGAAGGAGAAGCCACGGCGACAGAAUCAGAGGAGAGCCAAGGAGCGGGAGAUGUCUGUCUUACUGCAGACUUUCCUCUGGAGUUUCGAUCGCCUGUGCAGUUCAAUGUGAAGGAUGGGUUCGGGCCCUUCAAGGAUGGCUCCCUCGACCUCCAGUGUGACUGUGCUGGCUACACCUGCAAGUGUAGCGGGACAGAGGAGAAUUGCGAUGCCUACUCGGUGCUAUGGUUCUACGGCCUUGCCUACUCGCAUCAGUUCGGGAGUUUCUUCUACGACAUGCCCGAGUACGAGAGGAAGUAUCACCUCGAGUCGAUGAUCUUCUGGACUGUGCUGGGAACCAUCCUCUUCUGGCUGGGGCUGCUUACCAUCAUCUACAUGGAGCUCAAGGCUGUUUCCAUCACCAGAGAGCGAGACGAGCGACGGAGACUCGUGCAGCUGCGAGCGAUGGAGAGGUCGAGCAAGAUCGUGGACCUGGAGAAGAAAGAGAUGCUCGUCAUGUCUCCUCGUGCUUACAUCACAAUCGCUGGCGCUAUCUUGCUCUUUGUUGGCCUCUUCUUUCAGCUCAUUCCCUUCUGCCACCUCCUACGUGAGCUGGGCAUUCCCGUCGCCUUCCACGGCUUCUGCAUUCUUUUCGUAUUUGUGAAUGCGCUUGUGCUGUCGGCGUCGAUAGUCCUCCUGGUCUUGGGGGUCUUGUGGUCUUGCACACGAGGGUUUGCUGCUCUAGUGUUGAUUGUUGUCGCCAUUGCCGGCGACCUGAUGAUCUUUGGGGGGAUCGCCUACUGCCUUGUUUGGAUGAUUGUUGCAGGAGCCGUCCUCUACCUCUACUUCUCUUUCCUCCCCGAGCUCUACAAGGACUACAGGGACCUAAGUGACCCCAAUAACGGUCGAUACCCAGUGUGGCUCCAAGACGCUGGGAACUUUGAGCUGGAAACUGAUCUCGAAAAGAUCACGUCAAGCUUUCAUGCUGCGGGCAAAGACUUUGUGGACGACAUCUCUAACAACCCUGUUGGUAGUGGCUUGAAGGACGCGGGCGCAAAGGCACAGGAGGCCGUCAACAAGAUGUCAGGGCAGGAGAAGGCGUGA